Salmo salar (Atlantic salmon) is the source of this 4726-nucleotide messenger RNA. RefSeq names its product PR domain zinc finger protein 15. Gene Ontology annotation, biological process: regulation of transcription by RNA polymerase II. NCBI's taxonomy places the organism in Eukaryota, Metazoa, Chordata, Actinopteri, Salmoniformes, Salmonidae. The record is from RefSeq and is a predicted model, not a curated record. Gene Ontology annotation, cellular component: nucleus. Gene Ontology annotation, molecular function: DNA-binding transcription factor activity, RNA polymerase II-specific; protein binding.
GCGCGGUUUCUGGAGCGGAUUGGAACCCGGAGUCAGGAUUCUGUAAAUGUGUAGUUGUUGGAUAGCAGAUUGUCAUAAUGACGGAGCAAACACCAGAUGAGUUUAUCUGGUGUGAGGACUGUGGGCAGUAUCAUGACUCUGAGUGUCCAGAGCUGGGACCAGUAGUGACUGUACAGGACUCAUUCGUUCUCAGCAGAGCUCGGUCUUCUCUGCCGGAAAAUCUGGAGAUCAGACAGGUGCCAGAUGGAAAGGAGGGAGUGUUUGUCCUCCGACGGUUGGUCAAUAGGACCAGGUUUGGACCGUUUGAGGCUAAGAGGGUGUCCCACCUGGACAAAGAAGGCCUGUUUCCUCUGAAGAUCUUCCAGAGAGAUAACCAGGUAGUCUGUUUUGAUGCAGCCAAUGAGGAUGACUGUAACUGGAUGAUGCUGGUUCGGCCCGCCACUGACCAUCAGCACCAGAACAUGACUGCUUACCAGCACGACGAUGAGGUCUACUUCAACACCUCACAGGAUGUCCUGCCAGGGUCUGAGCUGAGGGUUUGGUAUGGGGCCUUCUAUGCCAAGAAGAUGGAGAGGCCCAUGCUGAAAGCCCCAGUCCCUCCACCUCCAGCAGUUGUGCAUACUGCCUGUACCAAGCCAGAGGGGACUUUGGGUAAAGCUGGACCAUCACUGCCCCUUGUGGUGGGAGAGAAGGAUGCAGAUCACCUGCUAAGCCACCUCCAGGAACUGAAGGCUGUAGCCCUGCCCCCUGACAACCAGCCUCAGCAGCUGGAGGAAGCAGAACUAGUAACCCCUGACAACCAGCCUCAGCAGCUGGAGGAAGCAGAACUAGUAACCCCUGACGACUGCCUCAGUGCUGAGCCCAUCCCUGCUCCUCCCCCUCUGCCAUCUCUUAAGAGAAGUACGGGGAAGAGGGCCAAAGGAGGACGGAAACCUAGUGCUGCAACUAUAGCGGCACAGAAGAAAAUUGCAGCGUCAUUAGAGCCAGUAGAAAAAGCCCUCAACACGGGCCCUACAGACGGAGGAGAGGCCAUGCCGGAUGACAAUGACCUGGAGAUUGGCCCUGAUGAGGUGGCUGUCACCAUGCCCAGGCUUACCCGCACCCUCCUCUCCGCUGGGAAGCCUGAGUCGAGGAAGAGGUUCCUGAGGCAGGGAGUAGACCAUAAGAGGGUUUACAAGUGCACCCUCUGCAACAAGGUCUUUCAGAACAGCAGCAACCUCAACAGACACAUCCGCUCCCACGGUGAUAAGCUGUUUAAAUGUGAUGACUGUGACAAGAUGUUCAGCCGCAAGGAGAGCUUGAAACAGCACAUCUCAUACAAGCACAGCAAAAACGAGCUCGACGUAGAGUACAGGUACAAAUGUAACACAUGCGACAAAGCCUUCCGUGUGGAGAAUGCAUUGAAGUUCCACAACUGUAGGACAGAUGACAAGACAUUCCAGUGUGAGAUCUGCUCGAGGUUCUUCUCCACCAACAGUAACCUCUCUAAGCACAAGAAGAAGCAUAGAGAGAAGCUUUACACCUGUGAGAUCUGCAGCAAGAUGUUCUACCGCAAGGACGUUAUGCAGGACCACCAGAGGAGACAUACUGCGGCAAACCCAAAAGACCUGAAGAGUGAGGAGCUGGAGGCCAAUGGGGAGGAAGGGAGCAAAUACAGGAAGGAGCCUUCAGAGUGUCCUAUCUGUGGCAAGGUGUUUUCCUGCAGGAGCAACAUGAACAAGCAUCUGCUGACUCACGGGGAUAAGAAGUACACCUGUGAGAUCUGCGGACGCAAGUUCUUCAGAGUGGACGUCCUGAGGGACCAUAUUCACGUGCACUUUAAGGACAUAGCCCUGAUGGACGAGCAGGAGAGGGAGGAGUUCACCAGGAAGAUUGGCAUCUCAGUGGACAGCAGUGACAACACUGAUGAUGAGGAUGAAGACGAUGACCAAGAGACCCACAAAUACAGCUGCAAGAAGUGUCAGGUGACGUUCUUCAAGGGCAGAGACUACCUGAAGCACAUCAUGGACUUCCACAAAGAGAGGGGUUAUGGCUGCAUCAUCUGUAACCGGCGCUUUGCUCUAAAAGCCACAUACCAUGCCCACCUGGUCAUCCACAGAGAACAGCUCCCAGACCCUGCAGUGCAGAGGUACAUCCAUCCCUGUGAAAUGUGUGGCCGAAUCUUCAACAGCAUCGGCAACUUGGAGAGACACAAGGUCAUCCACACAGGGGUGAAGAGCCACGGUUGUGACCAGUGUGGGAGGUCAUUUGCCAGGAAGGACAUGCUAAAGGAACACCUGAGGGUCCAUGACAACAUCAGAGACUUCCUCUGUGCCGAGUGUGGGAAAGGGAUGAAGACCAAGCAUGCGCUGAGGCACCAUAUGAAGCUGCAUAAGGGCAUCAAAGAGUACGAGUGUAAGGAGUGCAAACGUAAGUUUGCCCAGAAGGUCAACAUGCUGAAACACUACAAGAGACACACAGGAAUAAAGGACUUCAUGUGUGAGUUGUGUGGGAAGACCUUCAGUGAGAGGAAUACCAUGGAGACACACAAGCUCAUUCACACAGUGGGGAAGACGUGGUCAUGUGCAGUGUGUGAUAAGAAGUAUGUGACAGAAUACAUGCUCCAGAAGCAUGUGCAGCUGACCCAUGAGAAGGUGGAGGCCCAUAGCUGUCACCUGUGUGGCACCAAGGUGUCCACCCGAGCCUCCAUGAACCGCCACAUGAGGCGCAAACACCCCGAGGUGGUCACUGUAAGAAUAGAUGAGUUUGACGAGCUCCAAGAAGACUCAAACAUCGAUGAGUCAAGCAUCUGCAUUGUGCAGCCCAGUCUAACCCCAGAGAAGGAGGCACUUUCUGGGGAGAGGCCCCAGCGGACCCCCCGGCUGCCCAGGAAGAAGCAGAAACAGCUGGAGGAGCUGGAGCUGCCAGACUCUGACGAGUACGCUGACUUCACAGGCAAUGGAGUAGAGUACACCACCACCAUAGUGGGAGAUGAGACCAGCUCUGCUGUGCAGAGUAUCCAACAGGUGGUGGUGCAAGCCAACCCCAACACGUCCUCAGCCUCCUCCACCAGCAUCACAGUGACCCCCAUCACCUCCCAUGCCCCUUCCCAGUUCACCAGCCUGCAGCCCGUAUCCCUGGGCCACCUGAUGGCUAGUGACCACCGGCCCCUCACCCUAGACAGCUCCAUCCUCACUGUCACCUUUGACGCAGUCACUGGCUCCGCAAUGCUCCACAACCGGCCCACCGAGCUCACAGCCGAGACGGUGGAGCCAGGUGGUGACGGAACUGGGCCACAGUCGGUCGCCCACUUCAUCAACCUGACCACCUUCGUCAACCCAAUCCAGGGCCAACUCCUGGAGGCCCCCACCUUGGCCUGGAGGCCCGUCACGCAGGCGGAGGGGUUCCGGGUCACCCCUGUGGUGGAGGGGGCUCCAGGUGAUGCCCAGGACUCUGAGACCCAAACCCCAGAGCAGGCUAGACAAGCCCAGGCAGUGCAGCAGGCCAACACAACACAACAUAUGUUCAGCUGCUAGACUGGAGAAGGGAGAUGCUGGUCACCUCACAGUCCUGGUGAAGGAUAGUGGAUAGUCUACACACAUGGAAUACCGAUUCCUAUUAUGAAGGCCUAUGUGGACUAGAGACCUUGAAUGCUGUCUCCAAAAUGCCUAUGUUACAUUCUCCCCAAAAUACAUCCCUGGAACAAGAGAACAUUGAUGGAGGAUGAUUGCAUUUACAAGAACCAAGAGCCACUUUGUCUUACGUCAACAUUAGUUGUUCCUUUCUUUUAUUGUAAAAAAAAAAGAAAAACACAGAGGAAGCUGUUUACAGAGAUGGAUGUAUAGUUAAAAGGAUUUUGCUGCAUUGUUUCUUUGGUCAAAACUGCACAGGUUGACUUAUCAACAUAAACAAAAGUAAGCUAUUGAAUAUUUUGUAAAUUUGAAACAUGCAUGUCUAACAAUAUUAACAUACUAUAUAUACAAAAGUAUGUGGACACCCCUUCAAAUUGGUGGAUUCAGCUAUUUCAGUCACACCCUUUGCUGACAGGUGUAUCAAAUUGAGCACACAGCCAUGCAAUCUCCAUAGCCUAACAUUGACAGUAGAAUGGCUUCACUAAAGAGCUCAGUGACUUUCAAAGUGGCACCGUCAUAGGAUGCCACCAAAUUUUGCCCUGCCAGAGCUUCACUGGUCAACUGUAAGUGCUGUUAUUGUGAAGUGGAAACAUCUAGGAGCAACAACAGCUCAGCUGGGAAGUGGUAGGCCACACAAACUCCCAGAACGUAACCGUCGAGUGCUUAAGCGCAGAGCACAUAAAAAUCGUCCUUUCUCGGUUGCAACACUCACUAAUGAGUUCCAAACUGCCUCUGGAAGCUACGUCAGCACAAGAACUGUUCUUCAGGAGCUUAAUGAAAUGGGUUUCUAUGGCCAAGCAGCCGCACCACGCCUAAGAUCACCAUGCACAAUACCAAGCAUCGGCUGGAGUGGUGUAAAGCUCGCCGCAAUUGGACUCUCAAGUAGUGGAAAUUCAUUCCCUGGAGUGAUGAAUCACGCUUCACCAUAUGCCAGUCCAUGGACAAAUCUGGGUUUGGCAGAUGCCAGGAGAGGCUACCUGCCGUGCCAAGUGUAAAGUUUGGUGGAGGAGGAAUAAUGGUGUGGGGCUGUUUUUCAUGGAUCGGGCUAGGCCCCUUAGUUCCAGUGAAGGGAAAUCUUAACGCGACAGUAUACAAUGACAUUCUAGACGAUUCUG